UCCUUCCUCUCAUAACGUUAUCUAAUAACGCCACUACAGCAGCGACAAGCCCUACCUCCUCUCUUUCCUUUCACAUGCAAAUCAAAUAUCCAUUCAAACCCUAAUUCAAAAUAUUCUCUCUCCGCCACCGCCGCUCAUUUUCCGCCAUAUCCGCCUCUCAUCGGAACUUUAUCUCUCUCGAUUUCCACAAAGAAACCCUAAUUUUUGUAUAACAAUUGCCAAGAAAACCGAAGUUUAAUUUUAACGAUUUGGUUUUUUAAUCGAUUUGUCGAUAAGAAUUUGUCGUCGUCGUCGUUCUUUGUCCAUACGAUUUUCACAAAUUUCGAGUUUAGUCCCUGAAAUUUCUGCGAAUUUACAGUUUUGUCCCUAAGUUGGUAAUCAUGGCGGGUGGAGGAAGCAGGAGAGAUGAGGGAUCGUUGGUGAUUAACAGCACGAACGUGUUUGCUGCGCUUGAGACAUUGAGGAAGAAGAAGAAAUCUGAUAAGGAGCGUGUAGGUUCGAAGAGUGGGAAAGGGGGUUCUAAGAGUGGGAAAGAGCAGCAAUCGAAGGAGCCUGAUCCGGAAGUUUUUUGGGCCCCGGCAAAACUUACUGCUAAAUCUUGGGCUGAUGUUGACGACGAAGAUGACGAUGAUUAUUAUGCUACGACGGCACCGCCUCCAUCUGUUUGGGGGUCCUCGGACCAGCAGCAGAGUGAGGAGAAAUCUGCCCAUGUAGAGGAAAGUGAGAGCGAAGAAGAUAUUUUGGAUGAAGGUGAUGAUGAUGUAGAGGAAGAACAUGACCAUGAACCAGAGGCAGUACACCCUGAGCCAGUGGUGAAGAAGACCCCUGAAGUUCCUCUGCCACCCAAGGAGACAGAAAGACAACUUUCUAAGAAGGAAAGAAAGAAGAAGGAACUUGCAGAGCUUGAGGCCCUUCUUGCAGAUUUUGGAGUUGCUCAGAAAGAUAGCAAUGGCCAAGAUGAGUCACUAGAUGCUGCACAGGAGAAGAAAGAUGGGGAGACUCAUGAAGAGGGAGAUAAGAAGGAAAAUGUCGCUGGAGAGUCCAAAAACGCCAAGAAGAAGAAAAAGAAGGACAAGUCAGCAAAGGAGCCCCAAGAUCAGCCCACCAAUUCAGAAGCCAAUAACAAGCCAGAAGAAGCUGCUGGAGCGGAGCACGCGGAGGAGGAUGCUUCUGCUGUUGACAUGAAAGAACGACUAAAGAGGAUGGCAUCUGCAAAGAAGAAGAAGUCUAGUAAAGAGAUGGAUGGGGGUGCCAAAGCUGCUGCUCAAGAGGCUGCUGCAAGAAGUGCAAGGCUAGCUGCAGCCAAGAAGAAAGAGAAGAAUCAUUACAACCAGCAACCAGUGCGGUAAAAUGCCCAUUUCAUUUGGCACACAUAUAUGGACAUGUGUUUCUUGUUGUUCAUAUACCAAUGCAAAAUAAACAGUGGGCACUAGGCUCUGGCUUCGUGAAAGGUGACUUUCUAGUUGUAUUGCUUUGGACAGCAAAAAAAAAAAAAGCAUCCUCUUUGGCGUUUUGGAUCUUAUCUUUGCUCUGAUGUCAUGGAAAACAUAGUUUUGGCAGUUUUGUUAAUUGAAAUUCUUCACUGGACGGGUAGUUGAACUUGAAUUCUGUGUAAUGCAGCCCUUUGAAAUCUAAGUCUUUUCUUGUUGA
Molecule: messenger RNA, 1650 nt
Organism: Populus trichocarpa (black cottonwood)
Lineage: Eukaryota; Viridiplantae; Streptophyta; Magnoliopsida; Malpighiales; Salicaceae
Exons: 4
Coding region: 381-1349 (322 amino acids)
Source: RefSeq, a predicted model, not a curated record